Molecule: messenger RNA, 2162 nt
Organism: Suricata suricatta (meerkat)
Lineage: Eukaryota; Metazoa; Chordata; Mammalia; Carnivora; Herpestidae
Product: spindle assembly abnormal protein 6 homolog
Exons: 9
Coding region: 592-2085 (497 amino acids)
Source: RefSeq, a predicted model, not a curated record
AUUUCAAGGAUUCCACAAAAGACCCCAAAUUUGCUGGAAGGUUUACUUUCAGUGGAAUAACUUUCUUCAGAGUUCUUAGGUUAAGUAGUGCUUGAUGAAAAUCACUUUGUCCUUUCACUUCAUUAAUUAGGGAAAUAGCCUCGGGCUAACUUACUGCAGCACUUUGGAAGGACUUUUCCCUUCCUUGGAGCUCUGUGAUGCGGUCACCUAGAAACGGUUUCUUUGAUGUGCAAACGUUCUACUGGCAAAUAGUGCCAGGCAGCCACUCACAUUGGACAAUUCAGUUUUCUUCUGGGAACUGAACUUCAAUUUGGACUUUUCUCUUGUGUUUGAUAAGCAGGGUGUUACCACCAGUUACAAUUUAAACAGCAGUUUGAUCUUUAGAAGUAGAUCUGCAUUAUCGCCAAGCAACAGAUUCAGCGGGCAGCUUCUUCUGAAGUCUGGCUAAGAUGUGAGGAUCUGAAGUGGAACCAUCCAGAAGACAUUGCUAUUGAUGCUUUGCAUUCCUCAGCAUCAAUUCCCAACUGCUCUAUACAAACUCUCCUUGGAUCACCAUUACUAGGUCUGUUUCAUGCUGCUUUUAUCUCCAGCAUGUCAGGCCCUCUCCCGUUUUUAAACCACUCACAUCCAGCAAGGCUUGCUACUGGCCAAAGCAAAGAGCUUCACGAGGUUAAGCCAUCAAAAGUCAAGCAUCUAUCAGCUCAUACAUCUCAGCAAAAGAGCCCAGCGGCUUGUUUUGAUCCACCUGUCAAAAUGGUUCCCACCAAGAACCCAAUGAUGUACAACGAAAGAGCAGCUGACCCACUCCGACCUGACCUGACUGGUUUGCUGGUGAAAAACAAGAAUCUUCUAGCUGAGCUAAGAAAUCUUCAAAACAAGCUCUUCAUAAAAGAAACUUCAUUGCAAGAGAUGAAGAAUGAACUAGAAAGUUACAAAGAAAGUAAUGUGUACCAGUCUUUCCAGAUAAUGUCCCUGAAAGAGGAUAUCAAGGACCUACAGGAACUUAACGCUUCUCUAACCAGAAUUAAAUCUUUGAAAAACACCAAUAUUCAGAAUCUUGAAAGAGGCAACUGGGAUCUAACUGAAAGAAUUAUAGAACUGGAAAACAAUCUAAGAGUUCAUCUCUUUGAAAGAGAAAAGGCAGAGUGGAAAGCAGGCCUUUUGGAGAAAAAGUUAGCAGGUGCUAAUGGAUUCACCCAUCAUAUAAAUAUGAAAGGUCAAGAAGUUUCCUUGGAUACUUUCAUAAUGAAGAGGACAGCAGGUCUGCAGCAGGAAAUCCAGACACUUACCAAGCGGCUGGAACAGCUACGUUGUCACUCUGAAGAAGCUGCUAGAGAAUCCUCCCAAAGGGACGAAAGGAGUAGGGAACAAAAAAGACCCUUGAAAUGUCUGGAAGGAAACACUGCUAUUAAUGACUUUUUUCAAGAGAGAUUAGAAUUGAACAGGAAUAAAGAAAACUCUGGGACUAAGAAUUCAUGGAUUGCAGAACAUGGCAAGAUGUGCAAACAGCUCGAGAAAGACAACGAGCAACAAGCACUAUUGAAUAUUCAGCAGAAUUUGCAGAUUGCUACAACUCAAACAUUAGAGGAGAAAAUUCAGAAACUUCAGAAACAGCUGAGUGAUUUGAAAUUGUCAAAUAAAAGUAUGAAAACUCAACUGACAAGAGUAAACGUCCUUAAGGAUAAAACAAUUGAAAAGCUCAGGCAAUCUUUAACCAAAGUUGAAGCCACGCAAGGGAAGGCAGUUAUGAAAACAGACAACCUGAAAACUACAUCAGACUCUGCCAAGAAAGAAGCAAGAGGAGACCAAGAGAAAGUCCAUCAGAUGUUAGACGCUGUCACUCCUGAGCCCUGCACAGCAAAGAGCACACUUGAUAAUAAAGUAUCAGGACAACAAGAGCUUACUGAUUUUCGAGAUUUUAUUAUGAAGAUGUUGGGAUUUAACAUGAGAACAGCAAACAAGGAAAUCAUCAGUCACCUAAGGCUUAUUAUACAAGAUUAUGAAGCACCUGACAAAUCAAAGAUGGCUUCUCACUCUGAGACUGGACAGGAUAAUGAAUAUAAAAGUCCUGUCUUGCUGCUGUAGAUAUGGUCAUCUCUUCCAGCAUCUUGAAUAUGGCUACGUGGUGAAUAAAAUGCAUUGGAAAUUUUUCUCUUGAAAAA